AUGGCGAGGAAGAAGGUGAAGCUGGAAUGGAUAGCUAACGGCUCCGCCCGCCGGGCAACCUUCAAGAAGAGGAGAAAGGGGGUGUUGAAGAAGGUGGAGGAGCUCAGCACGCUGUGCGAUGUGAAGGCAUGCCUCAUUGUUUAUGGGCCCGGCGAGUCCCAGCCGGAGGUCUGGCCUUCGCCGCAGGAGGCUAACCGAGUUCUCGCCAAGCUCCGCCGGUUGCCGGAGAUGGAGCAGAGCAGGAAGAUGAUGAACCAGGAAGGCUUUAUAAGGCAUAGAAUAACAAAGCUGCAAGAGCAAAUUCGAAAGCAGGACAGAGAGAAUCGUGAACUAGAGACAAUGCUUCUGAUGCAACAGGGCCUGGCAGGCAAAAUAAACCUGCAGAGCAUAGAAAGCAGGAGCCUGACAAGCCUUGCAUGGCUCAUUGAGCUCAAGAUGAAGGAAGUGCGGAAGAGAUUAGAGCUCCUUCCCUUAGAGAGGGCUGCAAAGAGGGUGGAGGUGAAGCAGGAGGAGGAGGAGGAGGAGCUGCCUCCAAUGGCGGAGAUUUCGAAGGAAGAUGAGCAGGGGACGGCGGCGACGCCGGAAGGGAAGGAGAGGAAGGUGUUCGACAGGGAAGCUAUGGAGGAUCUGCAGAGGCAGGAGUGGUUCUGUGAGUUUAUGAAUCCACAGGAUGAGAUUAUGGAUAAUGAUUCUCUUUACUUUGAACAUGCAGGUCCUGCUUGGUUGGAUGAUGAUUUUCCAAAGAAUUGA
Messenger RNA from Phalaenopsis equestris, 750 nucleotides. RefSeq names its product agamous-like MADS-box protein AGL80. Gene Ontology annotation, biological process: positive regulation of transcription by RNA polymerase II. Bases 1 to 750 code for a protein of 249 amino acids. The record is from RefSeq and is a predicted model, not a curated record. The transcript is spliced from 2 exons. Lineage: Eukaryota; Viridiplantae; Streptophyta; Magnoliopsida; Asparagales; Orchidaceae. Gene Ontology annotation, molecular function: protein dimerization activity; RNA polymerase II cis-regulatory region sequence-specific DNA binding; DNA-binding transcription factor activity, RNA polymerase II-specific.